GCUGCUAUCGCUGGGAGUUUUCCACCCAUCCCCACAACACGGCGUUUGAAGCACCUCGUGAAGUGGGCACACAGGCUUUUGACAAGGCCUGGAGCGCUUGCGGGCAACUGGAGAUAUGCUGUUCUUGUAGAGGUUGCAUGUGCCUUUGCGCCUUGGGCGCAGCGCGCCUACUUCCUGCAUGCCAUGCGAGGCGGAGGGUUGAGGGCCCGGCUGGGCGAGGGCCCUGGCCAGUCCCUCCGCCACCUGCUGCCGCUCUAUCGCUUUCUACAAAGAAGUGCAGUUGUGGAGGUCGUGCUUGAGUUGUGCUCGACCCUGGCAGCAGCACGUGGGAUGUCCACGAGAAAUCUCCCCGAGGAGAUGUCGCAAUCUCGCGAUGCAGAUCUGCCGGGAGAAGGCAUGGUGCCCUUCACAGAUCGACGCAUCGUAGCUUUGGCAACGGUCUUGGCGACUGUCGCCGCGAUGGAGUCUCUCAGCAAGGCAUCGUACGCGCGGCUGCGACAGGGACUUGACGUGGAUUUCGCCAAGGACUCGCAAUACCAAUACCGACGGUUGUCUACCUUUUUCAGGCACUGGGGCCAAAGCAGUCCCGAAGGCCUGAGCUCGCACACAAGGAAGGCGCUACAUCGCAUUGUGCGCGCCGGCAGAAGCGUUCUGCGUCCUGGCGAAAUCCGAGAAGCGCUCUCGUCCAUACCACCAAUGGUCCUCCCUGGCGACGCAAUUAUUGAUGACGGGGAGGACAGUGACAGGGAGGUGGAGGCUGCUGAGUUUCACUCCAUCACGGACUUUGAAGAGGAGACACAACUCGAGGGGUUCGGAUAUGAUCUCCGGAAGGCCGACUUUCCACAAGGUGAUGGGGAGCACAGUUGGAAUGUCAUCGAUGCGUCGACCUACAAGCUGCGAUCAGAGACAUAUUUUCUGGAUGGGUCAAAGGAACCCUCCCGUCCUGCGAUGCUGCAGCUCUUAGAUGUUGACGUCAGCCAGAUCGGACCCCGCGGCCCCAUUGUUGAAUCAGCGCGGCAUUCUGACUUCUCGUGCCAAGCCAUUCGACGCCGAGGGGAUGGACGUUUCCUCUUCAUACUGAACAUCAUUAUUCCUUCCUACCAGACCAUCAUGACGGCUGCUGUGGAUCCAUCAGCUGCUUGGCUGUCGGAUCCUGCGAGUCCGCAGGCGCGCGUGUGGCACCGCUUCCUGGCAGCGAGCCACGAGGAGCAGAAAAAGAAGCUGAAGGUCAUCUUCUCCGUGGAGACGGGCCCUUGGGUGGUGAAGAAAGUCGCCCUCAAGAAGCCCACCCUCAUCGGGAUGAAGAUUUCCAUGGAGAGCCACUACCAGCCUGAGGACUAUCUGGAGAUCACCUUGGACGUCACCAAUGGAGGAAGGGGUGGAGGCUACGAAGAAAUGGUUACUCGCAUGGUCUUGCGCCACGUGAAGAGCUUGGAGUGUGGCCUGUGCUGCCUGAUAGAGGCAACUCAGGAGGAUGAGCUGCCAGAGUGUGCGCUCUUUGCUUUCCUUGCUUCGCACCCGGACUUUGAGAGAAUGGCAUUGGCGGUGUCUGAUUAA
Molecule: messenger RNA, 1557 nt
Organism: Symbiodinium necroappetens
Lineage: Eukaryota; Dinophyceae; Suessiales; Symbiodiniaceae
Source: the annotation of a GenBank genome assembly